ACUCUCGUGCACCAUAUUAUAGCAACUACUAUAAUCCAUUGAAGGAAGCUUGUGAAUAUUGUACUUCAGUUGAAUUUGUUGCUGUCCGAAUAGCUUUGAUCCCUGUAACUCUACCACGGUAUAUUCCGAAGGUUGUCUGUGGCGCCAGCCGAUUAGCUAUCCAUCUCGAAAUCCUACAACCAUUAACUCAACUUCUUUAGGUGCCAUAUAUACUUCGUUAUGGAUUUAGAAGACGGGGGAGGCUCGCCUUGGGGAGGUACGUUUUUCUAAACUGAAAUGCGCACACUGUGAGAAGCCGGUGUUGACAACUAUAUCAGAUGUUCCUUCUCAAGCUCAAUCGACACCGAGCUUACCCAAACCGGCGGAGUCUGCUACAGAAGGAGGUCAGUCAUCAUCAUACUGAGAGUGUUCGAAUCUAAUAUUUCUUGUUAAAGAGUCCUCGGAAACCGCAUCACAGACCCUGGCCCCGCCAGCUACUCAAGGCAAAACAUCUGGAGGACGCACGAUACGUACCCCUCGACGCGCUGGAGCACAACCCGUUCGACUUCAAGCUUUAGAUGAUUCUUUAGGACCAUUAGGGCCUUUGGGUGAUAAUGCGCCAACACCGAAAGCCGACGAGCCUCCUGCGCCGCCCCAAAAAGAACAAACUGUCACACACAAUCCGCGGCAACCAACAGCUUCAGCGCAAAGCCCUACUGUUAGCCGGAGUAUGUUGGGUUCAGUGGAUUUGAAUGAGGAUGUUGAGUCUAGUGCUGGACCUCGUAUACCACCUCCUGUUGAACCAUCCCAGGGAGGCCCCGUUCGAAGAGAUACAACACCUAGUGUGAGCAUCGAACAAGCUGCCAAGCCUACUUUCUACAUCACAGUCGGGGAUCCACACAAAGUUGGGGAUUUGACUAGCUCUCAUAUCGUGUAUUCAGUUGAAACAAAGGUAGGAAGGAUAUGUCACUUCAUCAAAAGUGUCGCUUAACUGAUCAUGAAUUAGACUUCUUCCAAAGCAUAUCGUCAACCAGAAUUUACUGUCACUCGAAGAUAUAGGGAUUUUUUAUGGCUCUACAACACUUUACAUGCAAACAAUCCUGGUGUUGUUGUACCUCCACCUCCUGAGAAGCAAGCUGUAGGAAGAUUUGAUACCAAUUUUGUCGAAUCUAGACGUGCAGCAUUGGAAAGAAUGCUUAAUAAGACAGCUGCCCAUCCAACCCUUCAACAUGAUGGAGAUUUGAAGUUGUUCUUGGAGAGUGAGGCUUUCAAUGUUGAUGUUAAACAUAAAGAACGAAAAGAACCCGGACUUGGUGAAAGUAAAGGCAUGUUUAGUGGACUAGGUAUUUCUGUUGGUGGAGGAGGGAAGUUUGUUGAACAUGAUGAUGUGAGUACGUGAUAUGGCUAGAGAUUUGCAUUAGCUGACAUUAUUAGUGGUUCCAUGAACGACGAAUUUAUCUGGAUGCCUUGGAGAAUCAACUUAAAGCUUUGUUAAAAGCCAUGGAUGUUGUGAUUAGUCAACGUAAAGGUCUUGCUGAAGCUGCGGGUGACUUUUCCGGUUCCCUCAGAGCACUCUCAGCAGUUGAACUCUCCGCGUCAUUAUCCGGUCCUCUUGAAAGUCUUGCAGAUUUGCAAGUUAGAAUCAGAGAACUUUAUGAUAGACAGGCACAACAAGAUGUAUUGACCUUGGGUAUCACUAUUGAUGAGUAUAUUCGUUUGAUCGGAAGUAUCAAGCAAGCAUUUGGUUCACGUCAAAAAGCAUGGCACUCAUGGCAUGCCGCGGAAGGUGAUUUACAAAAGCGUAAGACUACUCAGGAGAAACUAUUACGCCAAGGGAAAUCACAACAAGAUCGUUUGAAUCAAAUGCAAGGAGAAGUGGCUGAUUCUGAACGUAAAGUCCACCAAGCAAGAUUGUUAUUUGAGGAUAUGGGACGCCUCAUGAAGGCGGAACUCGACAGAUUUGAACGUGAAAAGGUUGAGGACUUCAAGAGUGCUGUUGAAACAUUCUUGGAGAGUGCUGUGGAAGCUCAAAAGGAGGUUAGUUAUUGCAACUUAAAGCCAGAGAUUUUGUACUAAUAUUCCUUAGCUUAUUGAGCUUUGGGAAACUUUCCUUAUGCAAGUUGAUGCUGAAGAGGACGAACAAGUAUUUUACAAACCUCCUGUAGAGCCCGCAGCACGCCCUUCUUCGGAAACCGGACUUUCAGGUGAAACUGCUACCGAAUCACAAGCUGCAGCCGUGGUAACCGCAGAAGAAGAAGAGUAAUGAAUGACACAAUGAUAUCACGUUUUGAAAAGUAAAUUGGGAGAGCGAACGAAAAAUGGAGAGAUGAACCAAUUACCAGAUCAUGAGUGAUGGUGAUAUGCUGGUUGUAGUAUCUUUUACAUAGAAUAAUAUUUCAAUUCUGAAUGCACCCCCACCCCUG
This is a messenger RNA of Sclerotinia trifoliorum, 2402 nucleotides long. The record is from the annotation of a GenBank genome assembly. NCBI's taxonomy places the organism in Eukaryota, Fungi, Ascomycota, Leotiomycetes, Helotiales, Sclerotiniaceae.